CGGGGGAAUAUCGCCCCGCCCCUUCCGCGCGGCGCCGGGGCGCAGCGCAAACAUGGCGGCUACUGGCUCGGGCCGGUGAGGCGGUGCCGGGCGGGGGCUGUUGGGUGUCAUGGGUGGUGGCGGCGGCACCGCCCCCGCGUCUCCCUGAGAGGGACGGCAGGGGGGCCCUCUGCGCUGGGCCGGGCAAUGGACGAGAGCAGCGAGCUGGCUGGUCUAGAGACCAUGGAGACCCUCACGGAGCUGGGUGAUGAGCUGACCCUGGGGGAUAUCGACGAGAUGCUGCAGUUUGUCAGUAAUCAAGUGGGAGAGUUCCCUGACUUGUUUUCAGAGCAGCUAUGUAGCUCCUUCCCUGGCAGUAGUGGUGGCGGCGGAGGCGGCGGCAGUGGCAGCGGCAGCAGCAGCAGCAGUGGCAGAGGCAGCAGCGGUGGAGCCGUGGAUCCCUCCAUGCAACGAUCAUUCAGCCAGGUCCCAUUACCUUCAUUCUCUCCCUCAGCUGCUUCUCCCCAGACUCCAGCCCUGCAGGUCAAGGUCCCUCCCACCGCCAUUCCCACCCCACCGAGAACAACUCCUAUUCUUCAGCCCCGCCCCCAGCCCCAGACUCAGCCUCAAGCUCAGCUGCAACAACAGACAGUAAUGAUCACCCCAACGUUCAGCACUGCUCCUCAAACAAGGAUCAUCCAGCAGCCUUUAAUAUACCAGAAUGCAGCUACCAGCUUUCAAGUCCUUCAGCCUCAAGUCCAAAGCCUGGUGACAUCCUCCCAGGUGCAGCCGGUCACAAUCCAGCAGCAGGUGCAGACUGUACAGGCCCAACGGGUACUGACACAGACAGCUAAUGGAACGCUGCAGACCCUUGCCCCAGCUACGGUGCAGACAGUUGCAGCGCCCCAGGUGCAGCAGGUUCCGGUCCUGGUCCAGCCUCAGAUCAUCAAGACAGAUUCCCUUGUUUUGACCACACUGAAGACAGAUGGCAGUCCUGUUAUGGCGGCAGUCCAGAACCCAGCUCUCACUGCCCUCACCACUCCUAUCCAGACAGCCGCCCUUCAAGUACCAACACUGGUGGGCAGCAAUGGGACCAUUCUGACCACAAUGCCUGUGAUGAUGGGACAAGAGAAAGUGCCCAUUAAGCAGGUACCUGGAGGGGUAAAGCAGCUCGAACCCCCCAAAGAAGGAGAAAGGCGGACGACACACAAUAUCAUUGAGAAACGAUAUCGUUCUUCCAUCAAUGACAAAAUCAUUGAAUUGAAAGACCUGGUCAUGGGGACAGAUGCCAAGAUGCAUAAGUCUGGCGUCCUGAGGAAGGCCAUUGAUUACAUCAAAUACUUGCAGCAGGUCAAUCAUAAACUGCGCCAGGAGAACAUGGUGCUGAAGCUGGCAAAUCAGAAAAACAAGCUCUUGAAGGGCAUCGACCUAGGCAGUCUGGUGGACAAUGAGGUGGACCUGAAGAUAGAGGACUUUAAUCAGAAUGUCCUUCUGAUGUCCCCCCCAGCUUCUGACUCAGGGUCCCAGGCUGGCUUCUCCCCAUACUCCAUUGACUCUGAGCCAGGAAGCCCUCUGUUGGAUGAUGCAAAGGUCAAAGAUGAGCCAGACUCGCCUCCCGUAGCGCUGGGCAUGGUGGACCGCUCACGAAUUCUGCUGUGUGUCCUCACCUUCCUGUGCCUCUCCUUUAACCCCCUGACUUCCUUGCUGCAAUGGGGAGGGUCCUCCGACUCUGACCAGCAUACAUACUCGGGCUCUGGCCGCAGUGUACUAUCAUUCGAGUCAGGUUCUGGGGGCUGGUUUGACUGGAUGAUGCCAACUCUUCUCUUAUGGCUGAUAAAUGGUAUGAUUGUCCUGAGUGUCUUUGUGAAGCUGCUGGUCCACGGGGAGCCAGUGAUUCAGCCACACUCACGCUCCUCAGUCACCUUCUGGAGACACCGGAAGCAGGCAGACCUGGACCUCUCCAGGGGAGAUUUUGCAGCUGCUGCUGCCAACCUACAAACCUGCUUGUCGGUUUUGGGCCGGGCGCUGCCUACAUCCCGCCUGGACCUGGCCUGCAGCCUCUCCUGGAAUGUGAUCCGCUACAGCCUGCAGAAGCUACGUCUUGUGCGCUGGCUCCUCAAGAAAGUCUUCCAGCGCUGGCGGGCCACCGCAGCAGGCUUCGAGGAUGAAGCUAAGACCAGUGCUCGGGAUGCAGCCCUGGCCUAUCACAGGCUGCACCAACUACACAUCACAGGGAAGCUUCCUGCAGGAUCCACCUGUUCAGAUGUGCACAUGGCCUUGUGUGCUGUGAACCUGGCUGAAUGUGCAGAGGAGAAAAUCCCACCAAGCACUCUGGUUGAGAUCCAUCUGACUGCUGCCAUGGGGCUCAAGACCCGGUGUGGGGGCAAGCUGGGCUUCCUGGCUAGCUACUUCCUCAGUCGAGCCCAGAGCCUGUGUGGCUCCGAGCGCAGUGCUGUCCCUGACUCCCUGCGCUGGCUCUGCCACCCUCUGGGCCAGAAGUUCUUCAUGGAGCGGAGCUGGUCCGUGAAGUCAGCUGCCAAGGAGAGUCUGUACUGUGCCCAGAGAAACCCAGCUGACCCCAUUGCCCAGGUCCAUCAGGCCUUCUGCAAAAACCUUCUGGAGAGAGCUGUGGAGUCCUUGGUCAAACCCCAGGCCAAGAAGAAGGCUGGAGACCAUGAAGAAGAGAGUUGUGAAUUCUCCAGUGCUCUAGAGUACCUGAAAUUACUUCAUUCCUUUGUGGACUCUGUGGGGAUUGUGACUCCGCCACUCUCCAGUAGCUCCGUGCUCAAGUCGGCCCUGGGUCCAGAUGUCAUCUGUCGGUGGUGGACGUCCGCAAUCACCAUUGCCAUCAGCUGGCUCCAGGGAGACGACGCAGCUGUGCGCUCUAAUUUUACCAAAGUAGAGCGUGUCCCCAAUGCCCUGGAAGUGACAGAGAGCCCCCUGGUGAAAGCUGUCCUCCACGCCUGCAAAGCCAUGCACGCCUCACUCUCUGGGAAAGCAGAUGGACAGCAGAGUGCCCUCUGCCAUUGUGAGAGGGCCAGUGGCCACCUUUGGAGCAGCCUCAACGUCAGUGGGGCCACCUCUGACCCCACCCUCAACCACGUAGUCCAGUUGCUGACCUGUGACCUGCUACUAUCACUGCGGACAACUCUCUGGCAAAAGCAGGCAGGCACCAGCCAGGCCCUGGGCGAGACAUAUCACGCAUCGGGUGCUGAGCUAGCUGGCUUCCAGCGGGACCUGGGCAGUCUUCGCAGGCUGGCGCACAGCUUCCGCCCAGCUUACCGCAAGGUGUUCCUGCACGAAGCCACCGUUCGCCUAAUGGCAGGAGCCAGCCCCACCCGUACCCAUCAGCUGCUGGAGCACAGCCUACGGCGGCGCACUCCCCAGAACACCAGGCAUGGAGAGGUGGAUGCCUGGCCCGGCCAGCGAGAACGGGCCACUGCCAUCCUGCUGGCUUGCCGCCACCUUCCCCUCUCCUUCCUUUCCUCCCCGGGCCAGCGGGCUGUGCUGUUGGCCGAGGCCGCCCGCACCCUGGAGAAGGUGGGCGACCGGCGCUCCUGCAACGACUGCCAGCAGAUGAUUGUAAAGCUGGGUGGCGGCACAGCCAUCGCCGCCUCCUGACCACUGGGCUCAGCCAACCGCCCUCCACCUGUUUGUCUCUGUCUCUCUUCCCCAGGAUCUUCCCCCCAAAAGCUGUGGGGACAAGCCUUGUUACCUUGAGGCUUUUGGACCACCUCAGGCCAGUGGGCCCCUGGGCGGAGACCCUUAGAGCUGCUGUCAAUAGAUGCCCAUGGUCCAGGGCCUGGUAGGCUUGAGAGGAAAAAUGGCAGGGCCAGAAUUGGGGGUACCCCUGGCUUAAGAACACAGGGGGAGCUCCCACGCUGUCUAGCCCCUUCCUCCAGCCCUCCUGAGUUCUCUCCCUCCCUGAAUCUCUCUCACCUUUUUGCUUCCUCAUUUUUUUAUCAGGCUUUCUCUCUGGGGGACAUGGGUCUUUGGGCACCAGAGAGCAAUUUGCCCUCAGGACUAUGCGGCAUGCCCUACCCCUCUUUUUAUACGAAUGUUUUUAUAUCCAUGUGCUUGGGUUUGCCCUGACACAGGGCUAAGUUGCUGUAGCAUCUUCAUCUCUCCCUGGUCUACGUCCCCUUCUCCUGUGUCUGACUAAGCCAAUUGUUUUCUCUCAAUUACAUAGGAUCACCAGGGAAGGAGGGGGAGCCCCACCCAGGGAGGCUGUUGGGAGGCAGGGGACAGGCCUGGGGACAGAUAAAAUAAUGUCAGCAUUAUUUUUUAAUUUUUUAAAAAAUAAAUGGUAUCUUAUUUAAUUGUCCUGUUCCUUCCCACUCCCCCGCCUCCUAGGAUGUCAGCCUAAGCUCAGGGUAGGCCAGGGGGGCAGGGAGAGAUGAAGCCACCCCUUUGGACUGGGGCCCAGGGCCUUCAUUGUGGUUCCUCGGUUCUGUCCUACCUCUCCCACAACUCCUACCUCUGUGGUACAGACUGUCCCCUACCCUCCAUGGUUCAACUUAAAAUUUUUUUGAUUUUACGAUGGGUUUCUUAGGGUAUUCAAUGAAUUUUUGACUUAAAAUAUUUGACAUUGAUGAUGGCUUUAUUAGGACCUAACCCCAUUGUAAUUUGAGGAGCAUCUGUAUAUUUUUAUCCCUAAUUCUUGACCUGGAAAAUAAGCCAGGGUAUCAGAGCCCAGCCCCCAACCCCACCCUAGCAUCAAGCCCUUCUUUUCAGAGUGGGCACUAAGAUCAAAGUUCCUUGUCUUGAUAGGGCUCCCACGAGAAAAAGUGGUCCCACUUUUCUGGAUUCCCUGGCUUGCUGCCUCCACAGAGGCUUUUUCUCAUUUCUCUCCACGACUCCUGAGAGACUGAGAGAGACCCUGUGCUUCUUGUCCCCUCAGGCUGGUUAGAGCAGAGGGCUGGCAGGAACCCUUGCAGACUGGGGGUACUCACAGCAGGGGCCCUGGAAUGGGUCAGCCUCCUUGUCCUUCCCUGGGGUGUGCCUGGACCCCACCUGCUUUAAUCUCCUGUCCCUCCCCCACUUUCACUGUAAUUUAUGGACCCUGCCCAGCCACGUGUCGUGUGUGCAUACUGUGCCUUUUCUCAUUAUUGUUGAGGGUGAGAAGGGGUGGCUUUUCACUGAAAAGGGUAUACACCUAUGGCUUCCUUGAUGUUGAAUCAUUCACCAUGUCCCAGACUUAGGUUAUUCAAUAAACACCAAUUGGUACCACCUAA
Messenger RNA from Otolemur garnettii (small-eared galago), 5213 nucleotides. RefSeq names its product sterol regulatory element binding transcription factor 2 (gene SREBF2). Gene Ontology annotation, biological process: positive regulation of cholesterol storage; positive regulation of transcription by RNA polymerase II. Lineage: Eukaryota; Metazoa; Chordata; Mammalia; Primates; Galagidae. The transcript is spliced from 19 exons. The record is from RefSeq and is a predicted model, not a curated record. The coding region runs from base 187 to 3600 and encodes 1137 amino acids. Gene Ontology annotation, cellular component: nucleus. Gene Ontology annotation, molecular function: protein dimerization activity; DNA-binding transcription factor activity, RNA polymerase II-specific; RNA polymerase II cis-regulatory region sequence-specific DNA binding.